AUGGUGGAAUACCUGAAUUUAGCUGAUAAGAGAAUUAUUCCACACCGAAAAAGAAUCCUGAUUAUUGGUUCCACUGGGCAAGUUGGCUCCAUGUUUUUUCACACUAUUACGAAAAACUAUCCAGAGUUUAUUGUUAUUGGAACCACACAUAAUUUGAAAAAGCCUCAACGACUUUCAUUUGAUUUGGAAUCAGAUGCAAUGGACCCAUUGAAAAUGAAAUUGCUACUUGAUGCUUGUUCCCCUCAUGUAAUCAUUAUUGCUGCUGCCUUUACAAAUGCCAAUCUUUGUGAAUCACAAACAGAGAAGAAAACACAAGGAGGCAAGGCUGAGAAGUACCUCUGGUCACCAUGGGACGACAAGAUAACAAAUACAGUCAAUUGUGAGGCAGUAGCACACAUUGGAAAACUUGGAAAAGAACGUAAUAUAAAAAUUGUAAAUUUCUCCUCUGACUAUGUGUUCAAUUCUCCAAAUCCAGAAAAUUUUCCAAAUUACAUAAACACAACUGAAAAGGAUAUUGGACUUAGAGAAGAUUCAUCCACAAAUCCUCCCAACUACUAUGGAUUAAGCAAAGUUAAGUCUGAGAAAGCGCUUCUCUGUGAGGUUCCUACAUCUCUCAUCAUUCGGACUUCAAGAAUAUUUGGACCUGAAGAAGUGAAGAAAAACUUUGUCAAUCAGGUUGUACGGAAUCUAUCAACUGGUAAAGAGAUGUCUCUGUUAUCUGAUGAGCUUUCUUGUCCAACAUAUAACAAAGAUCUUUGUGAGGCAGUGAUGUUACUUAUAAAGAAAGAUUGUUCUGGAAUCUACCACAUUGUUGGUCCUGAAGUUAUGAGCAAAUACCAAUGGGGUUUAAAAAUUGCUGAGUACUUCAAAUUAGAUUCUAAAUGGUUGAUUCCUAAAAGUUCUGAUGAGUUAAAAUUACCUGCACCAAGAGGGAAAUUUACUGCUCUUUCUACCCACAAAUUCAGAACUGAAUUUCCUGAUUUUAAGUUUAAAACUUUGGAAGAAGCUCUUAAUGAAUGGAAAAAGUCAAAAGACCAGUUUCCUGUGGCAGACUGUUAA
Acanthosepion pharaonis is the source of this 1059-nucleotide messenger RNA. The record is from the annotation of a GenBank genome assembly. Lineage: Eukaryota; Metazoa; Mollusca; Cephalopoda; Sepiida; Sepiidae.